GUUUUCCAAAAGCAUUAAAGGUAGACAAAGGUGUUAAACUUAAUUGGAAUGUUCAUUUUGGUGUUGUAAUGGAUAGUGCAUUGGCUGUUUUUUGGCAGGAUAAUGGGCCAGUUACUAUGCUGUCAAUAAUUUAUGAGCUUGUUUGUGAAGAAUGGAAAGUAGAAAGAGAAAAACAAAGGCCAAAAGAAACAAAUGCUAAUACUGCUAAAGUGCAUGUAGUGUUUGGUUCUGAAUCAAGAAAAAAAUUAAAAAUUUCCAAAAUAAUCGAUGAUUAUAAUAAUAACAUGAAUGGUGUAGAUAUUGCAAAUCAACUACAAUCUUAUUACAGUGGUGCCCAACUGAGAAGUAAUUCUGAACAAGAAACAAGACGACUAAGAAUAAUCAAAUAUUUUAAACUCUCAGAUCAAUGCUUUGUUUCCAGGAAUCAUUUUGCUAUUUGGAAAAGAGAUAAAUGUGAGGCAUGCCGAUGGU
Molecule: messenger RNA, 471 nt
Organism: Cetraspora pellucida
Lineage: Eukaryota; Fungi; Glomeromycota; Glomeromycetes; Diversisporales; Gigasporaceae
Source: the annotation of a GenBank genome assembly